AGAGUGAAGAUACUAAGGUCAGUGUGCCGCCCACUUCUCGCACCAUGAAAAUCCAACAACAAACAUUUUAAAAUACAGAAUCAUCGGAGUUGACUGUUGCUGAAAGUAGCCUGAUGACACAUUAGCCUUUUCUCACCAACUUGUGCGUGACGCGUCGGCUCGGUGUCACUUUUCCGUCACAGUGGAGAUGACGUCAUAUUUAUGUGUGGACUUCACAAUGGAUUUAUUAUGACGGGCUCUCGUGUGUGUGACCCCGGCUCGAAACAGCCGUCCUGAUUGGCCGCAUGAGCCUCUGUCAUCUUCUCUUUCACCUGCUUUAACAUGACGGAGGCACAAACAUCAGAUGCUGCUGCUGUGAACCUGCGGUGACACUGGAUGGGACCGAAGUUGAGCGUCCGGGUUUCACUGCAACGAGAGGAAAAGAAAACGAAGGGUUCUCGACCUGAUGUUUGAGGCACUGGAACGUGAAUGAAUCGAUCACCUGGAGGAGAGGCAUUGGAAAUUAUCGACGCGCUGCGGACGCCACGGCGAUGGGGAGGAGAGAGCCCUGAUCUGACUGUACGUGACAUGAGAUCAGGAGAAUUGCUGCUGGAUUAAAUGAGCUGUAACCAUGGUGACACUGGUCAAACCAGCGCUGCUGCUACUUGUAUGGCAGAGUGUUUGGUCUUUGGACGUCCCUCUGGAAAUCAGACAACCCCCCACCAUUGUGAAGCAGUCGAUGAAGGAGCAUAUUGUUGACCCUAAAGACACCAUGGUCAUCGAGUGUGAAGCCAAAGGAAACCCUCAUCCCAUUUUCUCUUGGAGGCGCAACGGGAAGUAUUUCAACGUGGCGCGUGACGCUCAGACGUCCAUGCGCAGGCGCUCGGGGACGCUGGACAUCUACGCCUGGAACGAUCCAGAACAGUACGAGGCAGAGUACCAGUGUAUCGCCUCCAAUGAGUACGGCUCCGCAUACUCCCACAAGAUCCGACUCCGACUUUACAGAGCUCCUGUGUGGCCGAGGGAGAUCCUGGAGCCGGUGGUGGUCAGCGCUGGUCUGCCCCUGGUCUUGUCCUGUGACCCUCCCCCUGGUCCUCCUAAACCGGAGACCUACUGGAUGUCCAGCUGCUCGUACGCGAGACCUUUCAACUGGCCGAUCCAGACGGCCUUCCCCACCACGCAGCCUGUGCGGCAGGACCGUCGGGUUUCCAUGGGAGUCAACGGAGAUCUGUACUUCUCUCAUGUCCUGUUCAACGACUCCACCGCUGACUACUGCUGUAACGCCCGAUUCCCGUACAAGAACGUCAUCCAGCAGAAGAUGCCCGUGGUCGUCAAAGUGCUCACAACUCGGACGGUGGCCGAGGCCGCCCCCACCUGGUUGUCUCCGUCAGGCUCGUCCAGCUCCACGCUGGUGCUGCAGGGGGAGGAGCUGCUGCUGGAGUGCAUCGCUGCAGGAGUGCCGACUCCUCGCAUCACCUGGACCAGGGACGGCGAGGACCUGGCGGCGACGCCGCGCAUGAGAUUUAAGAACUUCAACAAGAUGAUUCAAAUCCCCAAGGCGUCGUUCGAGGACGUCGGUGAAUACGUGUGCGCUGCCACCAAUAAGAUCGGCUACAUUGAGCACACGAUAACCGUCAGGGUCAAAGCGGCUCCGUUCUGGUUGGAGAAGCCCAGUGACUUGGUCUUGGCUCCUGAGGAGAAUGGGCGUCUGGUUUGUCGCACCGAUGGCGCUCCUCGUCCCACAGUCGCCUGGUUCGUCAACGGGGAACCGAUUGAAAGUGACACACCACAGCCGAACAGACAGGUGUCAGGAGACACGCUGAGCUUCCGCAGUGUGACGGCCGCUAACACUGCCGUCUACCAGUGCAACGCCUCAAACCAGUACGGCUACUUACUGGCCAAUGCUUUUGUCAACGUGCUGCAUGCGACACCUCGUAUUCUCGGGCCGAGUAACGAGCUCGUCAAGGUGACGGAGGGCAGUCGGACCUUCCUGGAUUGCCGCUAUUUCGGUUCUCCGGUGCCUGACUUGCGAUGGUCCAAAUAUGGGCAGGGAAAUCUGGAGGGAAAUCGUUUUAGGACCCACGGCAACGGGACCCUGGAGAUCAAACGUAUACAGAUAGAGGACCAGGGAACGUACCUGUGUGUCGUCAGCAACAUCGCAGGAAGAGACGAGAGUCAGGUCCGAAUAGAGGUCAAAGAGCCGACAUUAAUCGUCACAAGACCUCAGAGUAUGAAAGUCAUCCGUGGGAGCGACGUGCGAUUCGAGUGUGGGGUGAAGGCAGACGUCAGUACUCCGGUCACAACCACCUGGAUGAAAGACAAGAAGCUGCUCAGUCUUGGCUGGAGAACCUCUAUGGACGAAUCAAACCUGGUCAUCACUAAUGUAAACAGAGGCGAUGAGGGUAAUUAUACGUGUGUCGUCAAGAGCGAGCUGGACCAGAAAUCUGCCUCAGCGCGUCUAAUGGUGAUGGACCGUCCGAGUCCUCCCACUGAUUUGGAGUUGUCGGAUCCAUAUGAACGUAGCGUCCGACUCAGUUGGGUUCCCGGAGACAGCAACCACAACCCCAUCACAGAGAACUUAGUGCAGUACGAUGACGACGACUGGUUACCAGGGAAGUGGAGAAACCUGUCGACGUACCCGGGGAACCUCAACUCGGUCAUUCUGCAUCUCCAACCUUUCACUUACUACGAGUUCAGGGUCAUCGCUAUAAAUGAAAUAGGACAAAGUCGCCCCAGUCGCCCGUCGAAGCGCUUCCAGACCAGCGGUGCACCCCCAGAUGUCAUCCCGAAGAAUGUAAAGGGCGUGGGUACAUGGAGGAACAACAUGGAGAUCAGCUGGGAGCCUCUGACCUACAGAGAGUGGAACGGGCCCCACCUCAAGUACCUGGUGUGGUGGAGGAGAAGAGAUUCCCGAGAGGAGUGGAAGAACGCCACCACCAAAUGGCUGAAGUACUACAUCUACGAUGCCGAUACCUUCACUCCGUAUGAGCUCAAAGUCCAGGCCGUCAAUGACUUUGGGCUGGGCCCGGAGUCCCCGGUCGUCAUUGGUUACUCUGGGGAAGACCGUCCGUUAACUGCUCCCCUGAACCUGAGGGUGUCCGACAUCGAGAGCACUCAGGUGACUCUGCACUGGGACCUGGUGACACGCAACUCAAUUAAGGGGGAACUGAAGGAUUACAAGGUUUACUACUGGAGGGACAGCAGCCAGCUGAGGUGGCUGAGGGUGAACAGAGGGAUGAGGUCUCAAGCUUUUCCAGACACUGGUCCGGAGCCAUCCGGCGUCCUGGCUGGGCUCGUCCCCUACAGCAACUACAAGAUGUACAUAGUGGUGACAAACAAUCGAUACGAAGGGCCACCCAGUAAUAAUAUUCACUUCUCAACACCCGAGGGAGUACCAUCUGCUCCCAGCUCCUUCAGGAUCCAACAGCGACAUCUGGACAGUAUUUAUGUCGACUGGGACCUGCCAGCAGAACCCAACGGAAUCAUCACUGGUUAUUCCCUCAAGUACCAGACAGUGAAUGCCACCAGGGGAGAGGAGCUGCAAGUUGAGGAGUUCCCUCCAAACGUAACAAGCUUUUCCGUCCGCCGAUACGACCGCUACACUCGAUACAGAUUCUCUGCGGCGGCGCGAACUCGGCUCGGAAUAGGGGAGUGGCAUAUGGAGGAGUCACCCCACUACACCACUGAGACGUACGCUCAGGACCAGGUGGACAUCACCACUCAGGGCUGGUUCAUCGGGAUAAUGUGCGCGGUGGCGCUCAUCGUGCUCAUACUCCUCGCGGUCUGCUUCAUCAAGAGGAGCCGAGGUGGGAAAUACCCAGUGCGGGAAAAAAAGGACAUUUCCCUGGAGCCGGUGGAUGACAAAGAUCAAGACGGAUCAUUUGAUUAUCGGUCUCUGGAAAGGAUAGCACGUGUCUCCACUCUGCCCUUCCCGCGGAGGGAGGAGGAACGAGGCCUUCAGAGAGGCCAGCCGUCCACGGAGGCGAUGAUGAAGCCAUCGGACAGUGACGACAGUCUGGUGGAGUACGGAGACGGAGGAGAGAUACAGUUCAACGAGGACGGCUCCUUCAUCGGCCAGUACACGGGAACCAGGCGAGACGUCAGGGAGCUGGACUUUGGUGGAAGUCUCGAGCUUCACUCGCCGAUGAACACGAUCUACUCGCUGGCAUGAAACUCAAAAUU
Messenger RNA from Scophthalmus maximus (turbot), 4161 nucleotides. RefSeq names its product neurofascin homolog (chicken) b (gene nfascb). Lineage: Eukaryota; Metazoa; Chordata; Actinopteri; Pleuronectiformes; Scophthalmidae. The coding region runs from base 611 to 4150 and encodes 1179 amino acids. Gene Ontology annotation, biological process: brain development; cell-cell adhesion. Gene Ontology annotation, molecular function: cell-cell adhesion mediator activity. The record is from RefSeq and is a predicted model, not a curated record. The transcript is spliced from 28 exons.